Drosophila innubila is the source of this 2088-nucleotide messenger RNA. RefSeq names its product laccase-1 (gene Mco4). Gene Ontology annotation, molecular function: oxidoreductase activity; copper ion binding. The coding region runs from base 67 to 1989 and encodes 640 amino acids. Lineage: Eukaryota; Metazoa; Arthropoda; Insecta; Diptera; Drosophilidae. Gene Ontology annotation, cellular component: plasma membrane. The transcript has 3 exons. The record is from RefSeq and is a predicted model, not a curated record. Gene Ontology annotation, biological process: iron ion transport.
UUCACAAUAACCUCGUAGAGAAGGAGGUUUCUUUUGAUUUUAUUUUUAUUUUUGUUUUCAAUAAUAAUGCAUAUUAGUUUAGUCAAAACAAUCGUUUUGAUAAGUAGUCUGAUUAUAGUGCAGAUCGAUGGGAUACAAGAUGCCGAUGGCAAACGAAUUGUGAGCAAAUAUGAGAGCGUCAGUCAAUUGUAUCCACAGCUGUCGUCGAGCGAAUCCUCGCAAUGGCGUUAUGCGGACAAGGAUCUGCAACAUCCCUGCAAACGGGACUGUGUGGAGCAACAAUCGAUGACAUGCUAUUAUUACAUGGUCGUGCAUUACGAUGACACGAUGUCCGACACCUGCAAGCGAUAUUUGCAAUCAAAGUAUCGAUUCAAACUGAAUGGCAAGGAGUAUAUCGAUAGUUUCAAAUUGGCAGAGUUAGAGCCGCGCAACAGCGAUGACUGCAAAUACGCGGAUGGCCUUGAAUCCCCGAUCAUGGUGGUCAAUGGCAAAUUGCCGGGCCAAUCGAUCGAGGUGUGCCAUGGAGACACCAUUGUGGCGGACAUCAUCAACAGCAUGCACGAGACGACAACGAUUCAUUGGCAUGGCAUUCACCAGAAAUCCACGCCCCACAUGGAUGGCGUCCCCCAUGUCACCCAGUAUCCCAUUGAGCCCGGCCAGGCAUUCCGCUAUCGCUUCGAGGUGGAUCACACCGGCACCAACUGGUGGCACAGUCACACCGAACAUCAGCGCGCCUUCGGACUCGCUGGUCCUCUGAUUGUACGACAGCCCCUGAAAAUGAAUCCCCAUUCGCAUUUGUAUGACUUUGAUAAGACGGAGCAUGUCAUCAUGAUUCAGGAUUGGGUGCACAACUUUGACGAGAGCAUUGCCGAGAAUAUCCUCAUCAAUGGACGCGGUCGCAACAUGAAGAAGGACACCAAGUCAAAGCCCACUCUCUAUGCAACAUUCAGUGUCAUUCGAGGUGGACGCUAUCGAUUCCGUGUCAUCUUCAACGGCGUCUCCAACUGUCCCAUCAGCAUGAGCAUCGACAAUCACGACCUGGUUGUCAUCGCCAGCGACGGCAACGACAUUGAGCCCGUCGAGGUGCAGAAGAUAAUGUUCCAUGGCGCCGAGAGAUUCGAUUUUGUGCUGCACGCGAAUCAGGAUGUGGCCAAUUAUUGGAUACGCAUUAAGGGCUACAGUUUCUGUGCCAAGAACCAACUGCAUCAGGAGGCAGUGUUGCACUAUCAGGAUGCCGAUGGCCGUGCUCUGGACACGCACACGUUGAGCUAUGCCUACGAUGCGCCCGGAGUGAUGCUGAACGAGCUGGGAGAUGAUGCUGGCGGGGAUAGUGAUCAGAGCAUCUCGCUGGUCAGCUUAAAUGCCCGUCACAUUGAACCUGCUUUGACGCCGGCGCUCACCUAUUACACGAGCAUGAAUGCCUUGGAGCUGCGGGGAGAGGGUUUCCGCUUUCAGAUGGAUGACAUUACCUUCAGCAUGCCGAAGUUAUCGUUUCUGCAGACCCGCAAUCUGGGCAUUGGUCAAUUCUUCUGCAAUAGCACGCAGCAAGCGGCACUUGGAUUCAAUUGCAAGAGUCGUCAUUGCAAGUGCUCCAAUGUCAUCCAUGUGCCGGCCAAUAAAAAUGUCGAAUUUGUCAUUUCCAGCAAGUCGAAUACUCCGCAUCCCAUUCACCUGCACGGCUACACGUUUCGUGUGGUCGGGAUGGGUGUGCUCGGCGAGAAACGAAUCGGUCAGAUCGAGGAAAUCGACAAGCGCACUCCUCUGCCGCGACGUGGACGCGGUGCACCGCUUAAGGAUUCGGUGCAGGUGCCGGCAUUUGGCUACACUAUCAUACAAUUCAAUUCGAACAGUCCCGGAUACUGGAUGUUCCAUUGUCACAUAUCCCCGCACUCGGAGAAUGGCAUGGCCGCCGUUGUCCGUGUUGGCGAGGAUAUCGAAAUGAAAAUGUGCCCCGUUAGUAAUUGCGGGCUUUGUAGUUCGGUUACGUAAUGCAAACUUUUUACUAAUGAUUAUUAUUUAUAACAUGCAUGCAAUUUAUUUAAAAAUAAAUACAAAAAUCGUUGCACUCGGUUUGAAUUCGAAUUUGAA